AUGAGAGCCCUAGGCCCUCAGGCCGUCACAUCUUUCCUGUCCUUCGUGGAGGAGGCACAGGGGCCCCACGCUGCCAAAGGAGUGCAGCUCGGUCUCAAGGGGCAAGAAGCAUCAACCGGGAGCACAAAUAAAGCCUGUGUGGUGCAGACCGCCCGGGCACACCGGCUGGGCAAGCUGGUGGAGCACCUGGUGCCUGCCGUCCUGGGCAGGGACCCCGCCUUCGUCCCCACCUUUCUCUGGAACUACAGAACUUUGGCCACCUCCCAGCAGGUGUUGGACCUACUAUUGACAAGGUAUGGCUGCAUCUUCCCCUAUGCUGAAGAGGAUGGUGGGCCUGUGGACCAGCAGAAAAAGGCCAUCAUCUCCAUCCUGGGCAUGUGGCUGGACCAGUACCCUGAGGAUUUCUUCCAGCCCCCAGAAUUUCCCUGCCUGGUGAUGCUGCUGGCCUACCUCGACCUCAAUUUUCCAGGCUCAGACCUGGAGCGCCAGGCCCAGCUGCUCCUUUCAGAGCUGGAGCGCCGUGAGCCCGCAGAGGCAGAGGCAGAGGAACCAGCUCCAGAGCAAGAGCAAAAAAGACCUCAAGAGGCAACGCCGCCUCCAGUGGCCUCUCCAGAGCCAGAGCAGGCUCCGGCACAGCCUUCCCUGACCUCCAAGAGGCAGAAGAGCCACCUGCAGCUCCUGCGAGGCCUGUGGUCCCCGGUCCUGGGCCGCAGCGUGGCAGCUGCCACGGCAGAGAGGGCUUCCCCUUGACAUGCAGUUUUUAAAUAUCUGUGUUUAUCUUACAUAUGCCUAGAAUUUUAAUGUAGUUUUGUAUAAUAUUCAGUUAAAA
Molecule: messenger RNA, 829 nt
Organism: Eptesicus fuscus (big brown bat)
Lineage: Eukaryota; Metazoa; Chordata; Mammalia; Chiroptera; Vespertilionidae
Product: ral guanine nucleotide dissociation stimulator-like
Exons: 6
Coding region: 1-750 (249 amino acids)
Source: RefSeq, a predicted model, not a curated record